This is a messenger RNA of Aureobasidium musti, 1461 nucleotides long. Lineage: Eukaryota; Fungi; Ascomycota; Dothideomycetes; Dothideales; Saccotheciaceae. The record is from the annotation of a GenBank genome assembly.
AUGGAGUCUCUUCAGGACGAUCGUGAUCUCUCUUUGACUGGCAUGCCUACUGAGAUUCUCUCAAUCAUCGUUAAUCUGACUGAUGCCGAGACCCUUAUUGCCUUGCGCCUCACAAACAAGCGUCUCUGCGCAAUCGCUAGCGGACCUUUGGCACUCGAAAAAUUCUCAGAACGCAAGCAUGUCGCGUCUCAGUACAGCAUGAAUGCCCUCAUUGAGAUCACAGCCCAUCCCUUCUUUGGAAAGUUUGUCAAGACUGUAACUGUCUGUGGCUCUCGUCCCAAACUGUUGAGCGGAUGCAGCGGUCCUGCACCUCAACAUCGUGUUCUGCGCUUCAGGCAACUACGCGACAAGCUCAAGUAUGUUUUCUCUAACAUCAAACGUAACUCCUCUUCGGUGUGUAUUGGGGCUGGCGACCAAGCAGACUAUUAUUGUUGGGGCUCGGAAGAUUAUGCCAGAUGUGUCGAUGGUAACGACUCGUUCAACCAUGAUCUACUUCAUACUCUUCAUGGACAAAGUAGUUCUCGUUAUAUGUCCAAGACUUUCGGAUACACUUUCCAAGCAGCUCAAACCGCUGGUUGCGACAUCGAAAAGGUCAAGAUCGACAUUUCUGACACCGAGAUGUCUGAGAUGCUCCAAGAUGGCUAUGGAGAAGAAGUUCAAGCCUUACUUCAAACCUACAUCAUCCCACUUUCCAAACCAUUAAGCCUCGAUCUGACGACUCGGAGUUAUUUCUAUGGGGAACGCCUCGAAUACGACAACAAAACAGGCAAGCUGUGUAUGUUGACGAUCCCACUGCAUUCUUUUCCUGACGACGAGUGCGACGCAUUUCCCAAUGUCCAGCCCAUGCUCAAUUGGCUCAAGGCCUUUCCAAUUACCCAAAUCGAAGUCAGAAAAUCUCUCGUCGCCAGCUCCGACCUCCUCAGUAUAUUCUGCGUUCCAAAACUUGAGCGUUUGACCUUACAUAAUAUCCAGUUGCACACAGGCGAAUUUGAGGUUAAUUUCUGGAGCACUUUCUUACUUCGGCUCUCCCGCUUGACCACGCUGAGAUACUUGGAGAUCUCGUUCGCUAGGUACUACUUCUCCAUCGAGGACCACUUUGUGUUGCCGAGCGGCAAUUACGACUUUGGGGAACAUUCCUCCCACACAAACUUUCGUUUGAUGUUCUCCGAAGAUGGUGAUGAGGCCGUGAUCCUGUCUGAUCACACCAGCAUCUCUGUAGAGCUCAAGGCACUUGCAGAUCGAGUGGCGCAGAUGGAACGCGACAAAGUUGCAGAGAUCGAAAGAGACGGCUACGUGCGUGACGACCUCGUCGGCAUCUCCACUUACGUCGAGUCAGAUGCGGAUGUCUACUACUACGUCGAAGAUGACGAGAGUGACAAGGCUAGCGAGGAUAAUGGUGAGCUCGAGGGAAACGAUGACGGAGACGAGCACGAGCACACUGCCCAAUUGCCCGCAAUCUGA